Molecule: messenger RNA, 972 nt
Organism: Caenorhabditis remanei
Lineage: Eukaryota; Metazoa; Nematoda; Chromadorea; Rhabditida; Rhabditidae
Exons: 8
Coding region: 1-972 (323 amino acids)
Source: RefSeq, a predicted model, not a curated record
AUGUCGCCAACUUUAAUUUCUGUUUUCCUUCUGGUACUUAUUGGUCUUCAUUCGUCUGUUUCUGCAGCAUCAUGUCCGGCUGGGACAAAAAUUUACAACUCAAAGUGCUAUGCUGCACUUGGUAUGGAUAUGACAAGAGAUAACGCUCUGGCUUACUGUAAGAAGACAUAUGGGUCAUACGCUAGACUUACUACACCUCUUACUUACGCUGAAAACAACUUUGUGACGGAACAAGUGCAGUUGCACGCUAACUGGCACACCUGGCUCGAAUUUGUCGCCGAUGGAACCUAUAUCGUCGGGGAUGAUGGCAGACCACCAGUCUACACUAAUUUCGCAGUCGGAGAACCAUUCAGUGUGAGUCUCGGUUACUGUAUCACUAUUGGAAUGAACGGAUACUGGUAUGCUCAACCAUGCACUGAUUCGCACAGUGCUCUUUGCGAGUUUGAUUUGGUGCCACCGACAGUGAAACCAACUAUUGCACCUACUCUUGCUCCAAGUGGAUACCCAAGCUGUGUGCAGAAGUAUUUGAACUUUGUCCCCUGCCUGUCCGGAUGGGACUACUACCCGCCGACUUGUUCGUGUUUCAAAAUUAUUACUAAUACUACCUACUAUAAUGCCAUGAAUGUCUGCAGAAGUAUUGGUGGAACUUUAGCUUCAGUUCAUAAUGCUGGAGAAGCCGCAUUUAUUACCAGACUCGGAGCACAAGCAAACUCAUACUGGACUCUCACAGCAACCGCUAGAGAUAACAUCAUCGUUGGACUCACUUACAAUUCCGAUCGCGGAAUCUUCCAAUGGGACGACUCCACAGUUUUCGACUACGCUCAAGGUUUUGCUCCAGCUGAGCCAGCUGAUUACACCAGUCAGGGACAGAUCGUUUUGAGUAACCCAAUGGGGUAUGCAACUUACAUGAGAAUGGGCAACUGUGCAUUCCAAACCUGUCGUUAUGCUGCAUGCAAACGAUAUGUAUACUAA